Eruca vesicaria subsp. sativa (arugula) is the source of this 805-nucleotide messenger RNA. The record is from the annotation of a GenBank genome assembly. Lineage: Eukaryota; Viridiplantae; Streptophyta; Magnoliopsida; Brassicales; Brassicaceae.
AAAAAGCUUAAUAAAUGACAAAACUAAGGCCCGAUGGGCUCUCGCUAGGGAAAUGGAAGAAUACUCAGCGUCGGCGACCAUCGUUCCGUUCGACCGCCCGAUACCGUUGCUCCGGGGACCAAUUCCCGCCGGAGGCUCGGAAUCAGGUCAAUACGUUCUAGCCUUCCGAUCACUGGAUUCAUGGGCCGCCGCUUACAAGCGUUGCGAAACCCUAAUCAAGGAGCAGUGCGAGGAAGGUGCCAAAACUGGGUGCGCCGUCUCAGCGUCCAACAACUGUAAGCCUCCAUGGUGGCGGAGAUUAGGCGGUGGCGCCGUGGUGGACAUGAGGGAACGAGACAAGUGCGAAGAGCGGGAGUUCAACGAAUGUUUGGGUGUCGCCAAGGACAAGUGCUCGGGAUUCGCUAAAGAAAAGUGCUCUGCUGCGUUUUUAGACGCAAGAAUCGCGGUGGCGACGGAGAUUGAGGGUUUGGUCUGGCUAGCGUCAGUGCCGGAGGACAGCAAGUGGUUGGGUUCACUGGUUCAUGCAAGACGCAAAACCAACCGUAGAGCCAGAGAUGUUCUAAAAUCUAAAAAGACAUAAACUAUUUCAUUUCUUUGUCUGAUAAGCACUUGUAUUGCUUCCGACUUUGUUUUUCUUCCAAAUGCUUGAUUAGCUCUUGCUUUAUCUCUACUUAGGGCUGGUACUUCUGAUAUUCGGGUCGGAUCCGGGUAAGAUCCGAUCAGGUCCGUCUUUUCGGAUAAAUGAAUUCUAUAUCCAAUGGUUACUUAGUAAAUUUUAGUUUGGGUUUUCGAUCGGAUACCACCG